This is a messenger RNA of Anas platyrhynchos (mallard), 2133 nucleotides long. RefSeq names its product trichoplein keratin filament binding (gene TCHP). The record is from RefSeq and is a predicted model, not a curated record. Gene Ontology annotation, cellular component: keratin filament. NCBI's taxonomy places the organism in Eukaryota, Metazoa, Chordata, Aves, Anseriformes, Anatidae. Gene Ontology annotation, biological process: apoptotic process.
CACCCCGCCCCUCCCUCCCCGCGAAGCCCCGUGCCCUCGGUGCUUUUUGACCCUCGGCGGCACCCGUAGCUGCUCCCCGCGUUGCCAUGGAAACAGGCCGCGGCCCGGCGGCGGGCGAUGUGGCUGCGGGAGGCCCGGGCCCGUGCGGCGGAGCGGGAGGCGCGGGGCCGGCAGCAAUGGGAGCGGGCCCAACGCUGCUUCGCACGGGCCCAGCUCUACAGCUCCAGGCAGGCUCGGUGGAGCGAGCCGCGGGCCCUCCCGGCCAGCUCGCAGGAGGCCCGGCGGGAGGAGCUGGAGCGGCGGCGGGAGCGGCUGAGGCGGCUGCUGGCCGAGGAGCGCGAGGAGCUGGCGGCCGAGCUGAGGGAGCUGAGGCGGGAGCCCGGCGAGGCGCUGCGGGAGCGGAGCGGGGCGCUGCGGGCAGCCCGGGAGCGGCGGGGCCGGGAGGUCGCCGAGCGGCUGCUGUACGAGCACUGGAGGCAGAACAGCGCCGAGCUGCGGGAGGUGGAGUCGGAGCUGCACAGGAGGCACGUUGUGGAGGCGUGGGGUGAUCAGCUAAAGCAAAAAAAGCAGCAAGAAGCAACUGAACGAGAAGAGAAAAAGCGCUAUGAAAACAAGUAUGAAAUUGCACGAAGGGAAGCUCUGGAGAGAAUGAGACAAGAGGAAGAGAAGCGUCGGCUGGAAGAGAAGAAGCAAGCAGAGAUAUUGUUGCAGCAGAUAGAAGAACUGAAACUACAGGAGACAGAGGCAACAAAGCUGAAAAAAGAGCAAGAGAAUUUAUUAAAGCAACGGUGGGAGCUGGAAAACUUAGAAGAAGAAAGGAAACAAAUGGAAGAGCACCGGAAGAAGAUCGAGCUUGGCCGCUUUUUGAGGCAUCAGUGUAAUGCCCAGUUAAAGAGACGAGCCCAGCAGAUACAGGAGGAGCUGGAAACAGACAGACAAAUCUUGUUAGCCCUCCUCGAGAAAGAAGAUGAGGAUCAGCGCCGCCAGUCAGCGAGACGAGAACGGGCUGUCGCAGACGUUGCCUGGAUGAAACGUGUCAUUGAGGAACAGCUCCAGCUAGAGAAGGAGAGGGAGGCGGAGCUCCAGACUAUUUUUCGAGAAGAAGCUAAAAAAGUUUGGGAGAAGAGGGAAGAAGAAUGGGAAAGAGAGAAGGUGGCCAGAGAUCGCCUGAUGAAUGAGGUCCUUGCAGGCAGACAGCGCCAGAUCCAAGAGAAGAUGGAGUUAAACAGACGGGCCCAAGAAGAGUCUGUAAAGUAUCGGGAGCAACUGAUCAGAGAACUUGAGGAGGCAAAAGAACUGACGAGGCGAGAGAAAGAGCAAGAGAAGGAACUGCAGACGGCCCGCAGACAGGAAUUGGAAGCUCAGGUGACAGAACGCCGCUUGCAAGAGCAAGAGGAGCAGGAGCGGCAGAGGGAGGAGGAGGAGGAGGAGCGCUCCCUCAGGCAGCGCUGCGAGGAGUUGGUGCAGCAAGAAGCCAAGCGCAUGGCUGAGCGAGGAUACCGCAGCAGGCUCUACGGUUACCCAAAAGCAGCCUGGACCUGAGGAUUUUGUCCUUUAUAUCUGAAGAAUGAGCACGAAAUGAAGUUGUAGAUGAUGAAAAGAACAUUCUGAAGAAUCAGGGAACUCCUGAAGUAACUCCAGUUUCGGAGUAGCCUACAAUGACACCAAGAUUCAACGCAGCAGAAGUUAGGUUUCUGAACAUAGUUAGCUGUGGCCCAGCUGAACCCAAAAUCAAACUUCUGCUGAUUUCCAUAAAUUUGGAGGCGUGAGCAUACUUGGAGAACUCCGCCCUGAACUGCUUCACUUACUGUGUUCAGGAGAUGUAUUUUAGUACAUGCUACAUUGGAUCAAAACAGAAAAGGAAUUAAACUCACCCUUUCACAUUUUAGAUCUAAAGAAUUUGUGCCUCCUGUGGAACAGGAACCAUAAACCUCCAGGUGCUGUUUUCUAUUUAAAAGAGAGAAGUAGGAUGUGCCUAGAAGUCCCAGCUGUCCUUUAAGGGUUGCUUCGAAACACAUUGCAAAUCAGAAAGGUAAUGUGUGCUGUGGCAGUAAUUGUUAACAUGGCCAGCUCCUCUCUAGGAGCUGUAGAUGGCUUCAAUAAACUUUUUUUUACUUGUUUCAUAAUGAAUAA